GUAAAAGUAGAAGUCUCAGUGAAUACAGCUUAGUGGGAGCCAGGAAGUAUUGCCUAUGGAUCUCAUUAGUGGAACAAAGGGGAAAAAACUGUUUAAUUAAAGGCCCAGGAAGGACAAGUUCUCUUUGCUGGCAAAAGUCUUUAAUGAAACGUCCUACUAAGGAAAAAACCUCUAGGCUAUAUAGAAGUUAUAUGUGUGGUUUUAGGUAAUUUUGAUUCUGGUAUUGGGUCUUAAAAUGCCAUCCUUUAUUGUAUACAGUGAGAAAAAUGAGUGAUUAACGUCAGCAUGGUGGACCCCAAACAAUGUUUACUAAGACAAGUGAGGGAGGAGGUUGAGUUCAAGAAUGUCGCCUUAUGCCUGCAGCACUGCUGCUCUUCUUGUGUAUCUGACCUGUGUUUCCCUUUGGUGUCUGGCUAAAAAGACCACAAAUCAAAGUGGGAAGAGCUCUGAGGAAAGUUUCUUAUCUCAUAGACCACUGCCAAAGCUGCACAAUGGUGUGAGAUGCUUUUGGAUGAAGACUUUUCCGUACUGAAGAUAUCAUAAAAUGUCAGCAUGGAACCUUUUGAUACCUCAUUUCUUAUUAAGUAAAGUUGCAGUAGUGGAGUAACAGAAGUCAGUGUGAGACACUACAAGAAGGGAAGGCUUUGUUUUAAGCCACACUGAUUUCGCUCAUUCAGACAAAUACUCAUAACCACAUAUUCACAAGCACGAGGACGCAUUUGUUCAUAUGGUUUGAUUUCCUUGCAGUGACAUAGAAUGCAGGACACCAGCUCUAGAUUCUUCAUUAUGUCUCCUGGGUUUGUCAUAGUUUGGCCACUACAUGCUCAUUUUAAAUACAUUUUCUACAUCCUUCAGGAACUGUCAGUAGUUGUGGUCUUUUGUCUCUACAUCUUUUCCCACCUCUGAGUAUCAUUACGUCUUAUUGUCUUUUGUCUCCUCAUCUAGGUAUCUUAUUGUUCAGUUGCAUUGUUUUUCAUAGCACCAUCAUCUCUAAUGAUUUGAUUUUCUGCUGGGAACUUAACAAUCUCCUAAUCAAGGUGCCAUCAAUAUACACUGUUCUUGUAGCCCUUCUUCUGCCUUUCUUCUAAGUGCUUCCACACCCAGAGCUCUCCUUCCGUUUAUACAAAUCCUGUUGCUUCUUUCACUAUAUAAAGGGAAUUAUGGCCACUGGCGAUAAAGACAUUAACCCUGGUAAAGCAAUGAAUGCUGGAUCCAGUGCCAUUUUAUGAAGAAGAAAAAACUAAUUCAAAAGCAGUAAAAAUUGAUCUAUCUUUCCUUCUCCUUUCAAAAUUACUUCCUGAUUUAUGAGAACAAUGUUUCUUUAUAAAAAUAAACAGUUGUCAGAUUUAAUACAAAUAAUAAAUAUGUCUCCAAAUAGCAUAUAAUUGGUAUGUGAAAUUCAUUACUAUGGAAGGUCAUCAAGUCAAAUGACUUGGCAGGCAUGUGAUGUUAGGAACAUUAAUAUCAUUUGUAGUUAUGCACCAGAAGAUAAGAACAAUCAGAUUUAAUGCUUCAAGGGAUAAAAAAGUCUUUCAUCUCACCAAACACUAUUUCACAAUUAGCUGGGUAUCACGCAUUUCCCCCCCAGUCCUCCAAUCUUCCUUUGAAGCCUAUCAACUCCUAGCAACAAACAGAAACCAAGAUCAGGGCUUGGUGUACCACAGAAAAUUUUAUUUACUUUCUAAAGACAAAAUGUAUGGCACUAUAGAUACUGAACCUAAAACAGAACAAAGAAGCAGGGGUGCUUGUAAAUAUUUCAGUGGCUGCCUGCAUUUAAAACAGCCCAGAAAUGUUUCAGUCUGAUCUAGACUUCACAGGGACCGGCAGGUUUUGAAUCUAAGACACUAUCUAAGUUCAUUGGUUAAAAAAGUCACAACAUUGUUCUUUUUUAUUUACCAGACAGAUGAGCAAAGUGAAACGGCAGCUGCUUUCUUAUCACUCUGCAUGUCCGUACAGGAAAUAUGGCAAAUACAGCUGUUCUGGGAAGUCCUGGCCAAACAUGGAGAGUCAGUCUUUGAGGAUACUGGGCUUCAUUUUGAAUUGUGAUGGAUUUCAAGGAGUGACUUCGAGGAUCACAACUCCAUGGACAAUGGCUGUGAAUUUAUAUCUGGGCCCACGACGCUGGGAGAACUGCCCCUUGGACGAACUACAGGCUGGCUUGGAAGGACGGCUCUGAUCUCUGUCUGCCUUCAGUGGGAAGAGAGUGAGGCACAGCAAGAGACGGAGUGAGUGAGUCCUUGCACAAUGCGU
This is a messenger RNA of Numida meleagris (helmeted guineafowl), 2250 nucleotides long. RefSeq names its product matrix Gla protein (gene MGP). The record is from RefSeq and is a predicted model, not a curated record. Gene Ontology annotation, cellular component: extracellular region. Gene Ontology annotation, molecular function: calcium ion binding. The transcript has 5 exons. Bases 1904 to 2176 code for a protein of 90 amino acids. NCBI's taxonomy places the organism in Eukaryota, Metazoa, Chordata, Aves, Galliformes, Numididae.